Molecule: messenger RNA, 4125 nt
Organism: Xenopus tropicalis (tropical clawed frog)
Lineage: Eukaryota; Metazoa; Chordata; Amphibia; Anura; Pipidae
Exons: 2
Coding region: 20-3499 (1159 amino acids)
Source: RefSeq, a predicted model, not a curated record
ACUCACUGGCGAUCAACAGAUGUCAGACUUAGUGAGAUUUAUGGCACGCAGAGAAAUGAUAACAUCAGGUCUUGUUCAGUUUGACGAGAAACCAGAAAACUACAGGGCUUGGAAGGCGUCAUUUAAAAAUGCUAUAGAAGACCUUCACCUUUCAUACAAAGAAGAAACAGAUCUCCUAGUGAAGUGGCUAGGUCCAGAGUCCAGCAGACAAGUGAAAGGCAUUCGGGCAGUAUAUGUCAAUGAUUCUUGUAAAGGACUACAGAUGUCAUGGCAAAGGUUGAACGAAGAGUAUGGAGCUCCAGAGAAGAUAGAAAAAUCCCUGUGGGACAGGAUUGACAACUUUGGGAAUAUCUUUGAAAGAGAUUGCAGCAAGAAACUUAGAGAAUUCAGUGAUCUGGUAAUAGAACUGUUGGCAGCAAAAAAUGAAGGAUGCUUUCUAGGACUAGGUAAUCUUGAUUCCGCCAGAGGAAUAGAAGACCUUGUGAAAAAGCUGCCAGAUUCUCUAAAAAGGAAAUGGGCAUCACAUGGGACAAAGUACAAGGAAAUACAUAAUGUACUAUUCCCGCCAUUCUCUUAUUUCGUGCAAUUUAUCUCUCAACAAGCAAAGAUGUACAAUGACCCAGGUUUUGCUCAGACGUUCCAGACCUUUGGUGACAACAAGCCAGAGAAAUACCGCUACAAGAACACCCCUCAGAGAAGCUCCAUCAGGGUGCACAAGACUGAAGUAUCUCAAGCUACAGGAAACUCUUCUGCUUUCACUGAUGCUAAGACCAUGGACUUAACAAAAGGAUGUCCGAUUCAUCACAAACCUCAUCCUCUGUACAAAUGCAGAGGCUUCAGAAGUAAGUCCCUUGAUGAGAGAAAGACUUUCUUAAAACAAAACAACAUUUGUUACCGUUGCUGUGCCUCAAAUGCACACCUUGCGAAAGACUGUGACAAACCAGUUAGCUGCACAGAGUGCAACAGUGACAGACACGUGUCUGCUCUUCAUCCUGGUCCUGCACCAUGGUCAGUCAGGCCGCCAGAAGGGAGUGAUCAUGGCGGGGAGGGAAAGGACAACGGUGCAGAGGCUACAGUAACUACAACAUGUACCGAAGUGUGUGGAGGAGACCUUCGAGACAGAUCAUGCUCUAAAAUCUGUUUAGUAAGUGUCUAUCCUACAGGACAAAAGAACAGAGCAAUCAAACUUUAUGCUAUUCUAGAUGACCAAAGUAAUAGGUCCCUGGUCAGGUCAGAGUUCUUUGAAAUCUUCGGGUCAAAAGGCCAGCAGUUUCCAUAUUCUCUCAGAACCUGUGCAGGGGUGAUUAACACUUCAGGAAGAAGAGCGCAAGGGUUUGAACUACAGUCUCUUGAUGGCAAAACCACAAUCUCAUUACCCACACUCAUUGAAUGUAAUGAGAUACCGAACGACCGGACGGAGAUCCCAACCCCUGAGGUGGCUCUUCAUCACAAUCAUCUAAAGUCACUUGCUAGUGAGAUACCCAAACUUGAUCCAUCAGCAGCUAUCCUUAUGCUGUUAGGAAGAGACAUAAUUAGGGUCCAUAAAGUGAGGCAACAGAUCAACGGACCACAUAACGCUCCUUAUGCACACAGAUUAGACACAGGAUGGGUCAUAGUGGGCAAUGUAUGCCUGAAAGGAGUCCAUAGACCAGACUUAGUACACUGUCUUUACACCAGAACCUCAGAAGAGAGCUGCAGAUCCCUCUUUCCACCUUGUCCAUACUUCUACAAUGUGAGGGAAAACUAUGACAUGAAUGUAUGUGUAACCAUGCAAUCCUCAGUGUCUACGUACAAAUCCUCUUGCAAAGAGUUUGAGGAUCAUGUAAGCCACAGUAUCUUUCAGAGAACAACAGAAGAUGAGACGGUUGCUCCUUCUCUGGAAGAUCUUGCCUUUAUGAAAACAAUGGACGAGGGUUUCUACAGAGCAGAAGACAGUAGUUGGGUAGCUCCUUUACCCUUCAAACCACAAAGAAAGCAGCUACCAAAUAACAAAGAACAAGUCUUGCAACGUUUCAGGUCCUUACAGAGGUCUUUUAAAGUAAAACCUGACAUGAGACAGCAUUUCUUUGAAUUUAUGGGAAAGGUAAUCCAAAAUGGCCACGCAGAGAUAGCGCCACCUCUCAAUCCAAGAGAAGAGUGUUGGUAUCUGUCUCCCUUUGGAGUCUACCACCCCAAGAAACCCCAACAGAUUAGAGUUGUCUUUGAUUCAAGUGCACAGUGUUGUGGGGUAUCCCUGAAUGACAUUCUGUUGAAAGGCCCAGACCUAAAUAAUAACCUCCUUGGUGUGUUGUUACGCUUUCGCAAGGACACCAUUGCAUUCAUGGCUGAUAUCCAACAGAUGUUCUACUGUUUUCUAGUUAGACCUGAAGACAGAAAUUACUUAAGGUUCUUCUGGCACAAAGACAACGACCCUGCACAAGACAUCAUAGAAUGGAGAAUGAAAGUACAUAUCUUUGGUAACAGACCUUCUCCAGCAGUGGCCAUAUAUGGUCUUAAACAAGCAGCUUGUCAGGAAGAAAAGGAGUUUGGUGCAGACGCUAAAAGAUUUGUAAAAAAAGACUUUUACAUGGAUGAUGGUCUGAAGUCAGUACCCACUGCAGCUGAAGCCAUUGACCUCUUGAACAGAACCAGGAAAAUGCUAGCAUGUUCAAAUCUCCGCUUACAUAAGAUAGCAUCAAAUAGCAGUGAUGUAAUGGCUGCUUUUUCUUCUGAAGAUCACGCAACAGACUUAAAAGAUCUCAAUUUCAAUGAUGAUGAUUUACCCAUGCAAAGAAGCUUAGGCAUCUGCUGGGAUCUUAAAAGCGAUUCCCUGACCUUCCAGGUGUCAUCAGAGAAAAGACCCUACACACGAAGAGGAGUCCUCUCUACAAUAAACAGUUUGUAUGACCCUUUGGGGAUAGCUGCACCAGUAACCAUUCAAGGGAAAGCUCUUCUUCGUGAUCUCACCUCGGAGACUCAAGAUUGGGAUGCACCCCUACCUGAAGAUGCCUCCACGCAAGCAAUUGCAGCAGUGGCCUACUUAAAGGCGAUAGAUUCUGAAAGUCAGGUCCACAUAGGUUUUGUGCUAGGAAAAGCUAAAUUAGCUCCAUGUCCGGAACUUACAGUCCCACGACUUGAACUCUGUGCAGCAGUCCUCGCAGUAGAUAUAGCUGAAUUCAUAACAAAAGAAAUCGACACAAAUAUAGACUCUGUCAGCUACUUCACAGACAGCAGAAUAGUUUUAGGCUACAUUUGCAAUGAGAAAAGAAGAUUUUAUGUCUUUGUUAGCAACAGAGUUCAGCGAAUAAGAAGAUCCUCUCUCCCUGAACAAUGGCACUAUGUGUCAACAGAGGGCAAUCCGGCUGAUCUGGCCACAAGAUCUGUAUCAGCAGCACACCUGAAAGGUACUAUGUGGUUCACAGGUCCACCCUUCUUGAGUCAUUCUCACCACUUGAAACCAGAGACUGAAACCUUUACAUUAGUGGAUCCGGCUCAAGAUACGGAGAUCUCGUCCUUCUGAAAGAUCGACAAACCAAGAGGAAUGAAUGGCCUAUGGGUCGUGUAACAAAGACUUUCCCUGAUAAAGAUGGCAAAGUUCGCAAAGUGGAAAUAAAGAUUGCCAGAGAUGGGAGUUCUACAUUAUUCUUCAGACCAGUGACAGAGCUCAUCCUUCUUCUUCAGUCUGAAGACCCUGCUCCCUGAUUGGACUAGAAUGAUUGUGGUGAUCUUACAGACACCAGGCGGGGAGUGUGCUGUCAGGACAGAUAUAUGUCUUUUCAUUUGAUUAUAGGUAUGAGCAGUCCUCCAGCUCCAUCUACUGGACACCUGUAGAUAUUUCCUGGUGUUAGUUAUUUGUUUAAUAAAGUUAGCUAUUGACCCUUGAUGUCAUAAUUCCAGGUCACAGGAAGUAGGUGUUUUCCAGCCUGUGCAGUUUAUCUCAUGUGCUUUCAGCUUUCUCCAUGCUAAACAGGCCCUAUGCAGCAUUGUUGUUUUACCCUUUCAUCUUCAAAUACUCAUUAAACAAGUUAACAACUUACACAGUGUGGUGUUUUGAAGAAGGGUUAUCUGCCUGUCAAUCUCACUUCAGACAGUGAGCAGGACAGAACAGUAGACAACACCACGCAUAGCUGAUGCAAUACAGCACAA